UUCUGUACCUGUCCCUGCCUGGCCAAGAGCGGGUUGGGCUCCUCAGCUCAGUGCUGGAAGAUGCUGCUUCUCCUUCUGCUCACAAGCGCUGCUGUCCUGCCCUGGGCUGGGGCUGGAAGGAUCAUUGGUGGAAGGGAAGUCAAGCCCCACUCCAGACCCUACAUGGCUUAUGUAAGAAUUGAAACGGGCUCACAGUCUUACAGCUGUGGAGGGUUCCUGAUUCGCCCAGAUGCMGUGCUCACAGCAGCUCACUGUCUGGAUAAAGAGGGGAUCACRAAUCUCAAGGUGAUUUUGGGAGCCCACAACAUCAGUGGCCAAGAACGGAGCCAGCAGAAGUUCCUUGUUAAACACCGGAUCAUCCAUCCCGAAUAUUCCCGUUGUGACUUCAGAAACGACAUCGCCCUGCUGCAGCUGAAACCAAAGGCCAAGAUCAAGAAAUAUGUGAAAACGAUCCCCUGGGCUGGGAGAAACGAACGUGUGAGAGCAGGAGCUGAAUGUGAAGUGUCYGGCUGGGGCCGGACAUCAAUAACAGGGUGUCGAACUGAUGUGAUGAUGGAGGUGAAACUGAUGGUGCAAAGGGAGGCAGAAUGUCAGCGGCGAUUCCAUGGCUACCAGCAGCAGUCUAUGAUCUGUGUUGGGGAUGAUGGUAAAAAGGGAUCUUACCGUGGUGAUUCUGGUGGCCCUUUAGUCUGCAAUAAGAAGGCUCAUGGCAUCGUCUCUCAUGGACUUGAACGGAGCCUCUGCCCCGUGGUGUUUACCAGAAUCUCCUAUUUUGACCCCUGGAUCCGUGAACAGCUGAGGAGAUUCACGGUCCAAGAGCUGCCUGGCUCUCCAUCCUCUGGCUGAAACGCUCAGUGCCCCUUUCCUGUUGGUGCUCAGAAGCCCCCAGGAGCUGAGCUGGAGUCCYCGUGGCACAGACACAGCAUUUUGAGCUAAGCAAAGUCUCCUUGGCAAGGUAAAAAUGCAGGUCCUAAAUCCACACAAUUCCCCAUUUUCCCCUUUCUCCCACUGCUGCCCAGUGCUGCCUCCUCCUCUGCUUUGUGGCCAUCAAUAAA
Molecule: messenger RNA, 1055 nt
Organism: Malurus melanocephalus (red-backed fairy wren)
Lineage: Eukaryota; Metazoa; Chordata; Aves; Passeriformes; Maluridae
Product: mast cell protease 1A-like
Exons: 5
Coding region: 61-846 (261 amino acids)
Biological process (GO): proteolysis
Cellular component (GO): cytoplasm; intracellular membrane-bounded organelle
Molecular function (GO): serine-type endopeptidase activity
Source: RefSeq, a predicted model, not a curated record